Oncorhynchus masou masou (cherry salmon) is the source of this 3029-nucleotide messenger RNA. RefSeq names its product transmembrane protein 98-like. The transcript is spliced from 8 exons. The record is from RefSeq and is a predicted model, not a curated record. NCBI's taxonomy places the organism in Eukaryota, Metazoa, Chordata, Actinopteri, Salmoniformes, Salmonidae. Gene Ontology annotation, cellular component: endoplasmic reticulum. Bases 201 to 947 code for a protein of 248 amino acids.
GAGAGGUCGGUGCCAUGUCCACCCCCCUAGGGGAAAAGGUGCUUUGUUUCUCAAAGCUAUAAUUCAAGAAAACGGACUAAAUGUAUCGAUGAGCGAUCAGCCAUAAAGGCCAAGCCCAGACAACCAGAACCCUGGUCUGAUCAGAAUCCCUUUCUCUCCCCCUGUUGCCGACUGCCGACGCCCUGGGACCCGUCGUCGCCAUGGAGACGGUGGUGAUCGUGGCCAUUGGGGUGCUGGCCACCAUCUUCCUGGCCUCCCUCAUUGCCCUGGUGGUGGUGUGUCGACACCGCUACUGCCACCCCCACCACCUGCUGCACCACUUCAACUCCAAGUCCAAUGGACUGACCUGCUGGUUUGAAGCUAUAAAUCUAUGGAUUGAACAGAGCGACUUCACAGCACUAAGACCCAAUGUUGACCUGAUCGGUGCCAUGGAAACCCAGAGUGAGCCGUCUGAGCUGGAGCUGGACGACGUGGUCAUCACCAACCCUCACAUCGAGGCCAUCCUGGAGAACGAGGACUGGAUCGAGGACGCCUCUGGCUUGGUUUCGCAUUGUAUAUCCAUCUUAAAGAUCUGCCACACCCUGACUGAAAAGCUGGUUGCCAUGACAAUGGGCUCAGGCGCUAAGGUGAAAGCCCCAGCCAGCCUCAGUGACAUCAUCACUGUGGCUAAACGCAUCAGUCCCAGGGUGGAUGAUGUUGUGCGAUCCAUGUACCCUCCACUGGACCCCAUACUCCUGGAUGCCAGGGCCACCGCCCUCCUUCUGUCAGUCAGUCACCUGGUGCUGGUGACCCGCAACGCCUGUCACAUGUCUGGCAGCAUGGACUGGAUUGACCAAUCACUGCACGCCGCUGAGGAUCACAUGGUGGUGCUGCGGGAGGCGGCGCUAGCGUCCGAACCGGAACGGAGUCUACCUGGAAUAGACGUGCAGAGAGAGCAGGCCAUCUAGAACACACAGACACGUACAUACGCACACGCAUACACUCCUUCUCUAUACAUUAUACACAUCUCGGGCACAUUCUCAAUGCUCGAUAAACACACAAUAAGAAAACUCAACACAUUCCCACUUUCCCACUGCCGUUCUGUGCUGAUUUACAUACAGAUGGGUUGCCAGAUAAUAGAAUAGAGCUGGUUUUAGAAACCGACAGGUGCCAGAUCCUUGUGCUAUUUUCCUCUUGAUCCUUUCACUUUUAUCAUGUUUCUGGUUUUGUAUAUAGUUAUGUAUAACCAUAAUGCAUGUUAUGAUUAGGAUCUAUAUAGGUUUUAUGUUACACUCUCAGAUUCAUAUUGUCUUGUACGUAAGUGCAGAGCUCACUGAGAUAGGCUUGUGUGUAGUUGUUGCCAUGGACGACUGGCCCCUUGAUAUUCAUUCCUGAGUGUCUUCCAUCUCCCAGUGGUGAGCUGUAAAUCCGCCCCGUUAGGAGUGCACAGUCACAUGGAAGCUUAAAUUUAGUCAACUAAUCCAUGUGGGGGGAAAACCCUGGACACCCAAUAGGACCAAAGGCAGGGGAAAUACAUGCACAUCUACUCAGAGCAAAACACGCUUACUCAGAGCAAUACACUCUUACUCAGAGCAAUACACUCUUACUCAGAGCAAUACACUCUUACUCAGAGCAAUACACGCUUACUCAGAGCAAUACACGCUUACUCAGAGCAAUACACGCUUACUCAGAGCAAUACACGCUUACUCAGAGCAAUACACUCUUACUCAGAGCAAUACACUCUUACUCAGAGCAAUACACUCUUACUCAGAGCAAUACACUCUUACUCAGAGCAAUACACUCUUACUCAGAGCAAUACACUCUUACUUAGAGAAAUACAGUCUUACUCAGAACAAUACACUCUUACUUAGAGCAAAACACUCUUACUUAGAGAAAUACAGUCUUACUCAGAGAAAUACACUCUUACUCAGAACAAUACACUCUUACUCAGAGCAAAACACUCUUACUUAGAGAAAUAUAGUCUUACUCAGAGAAAUACAGUCUUACUCAGAGAAAUACACUCUUACUCAGAACAAUACACUCUUACUCAGAACAAUACACUCUUACUUAGAGCAAAACACUCUUACUCAGAGAAAUACACUCUUACUCAGAAUAAAACACUGCUACUUUUUGUUUUAGAACCAGGAGUCAAGACAAGCCUCCGUACCAGCUGAAGGUGUUGGACGGCUUUAUGCAGGUCCCUGUUGCGUUUGUUGGGCGGAUGAACGAUUUAAUUGGCUGUUAUCGUAAAGGGAGGGUCAAAUGUGUGUGUAUGGGGGAAGGUUUCUUUGUGAGCCGUGUCAAAUGAGGUGGAGGUGAAUUUGUGUGCCUUGUGCUGACCGGUGGUGCGAUGUUAUUGGAGCAUGGCUAGCUGCCUCCCCAUGCAUGCCUAAUACCAUAGCUAGAAGUGAAACCCAAGAGCAGUAAUCACAGCAUAACCCAGCUUUACACACACACACACACACACACACACACUGUCCAGCCCUAACACAGCUCACAGAGCUGCAAACACUGCGCCACACACUCGAGCUUACGGAGCAACUGUAACAGAGCUCACACGCUGCUAACCUAAGGAGCAACUGUACACAGUGAUACACACACUUACGCAAAGAGACAGCGUCGAUACUGUAAACGUACACAAGACUUUAUGGGCAAAACUACACGGUUAAACACACGGUCAAGCUUAGAGACAAAUCAGGCGGGUUUUUUUCACACGGUCUUCCUGAGAAGACAUGCCUUUUGUGCCUUUGUUCCUUCUUAUAAUUCAAGCUCUGAAAUUCAGCCUACGAGAAGACUGCCAGUAUAACUGCAGCCUACAUCAGAUAAGCAGAGCUCUGUGAUGGAACGAUAUUGAUUAAGAUGAAACAUGAAAGAAAGUGGCCACUCCUUUUAUUUUCCUGGUUUCCGUCGUUUAUUACAAUUGAUUUUUGUUGUUGUUGUACGUAAGCAUGUUUCGCGAUGUUUCCUUACCCCUCCUCUUUUUCAACUUUCUCUUUACAUCCUCCAUUGAUUUGUACAGGUAAAUUAAAGUUUCAUAGGAAAAUGUGUAA